CCCCGGCCGAAAACUCUCACGUUGCAACUUUGUGUGUGUGUGUGCGCGAAGUAAAGUGUGUGUGUGCGUGUGUGCGUGUGUUGACCCCUCCGAAAGAAGAUGGCAGACUACCGGGAAGACACCGGAGCCCGAGCCCUGCUGGCGUUGCAGUCGGCGCCAUGCAGUCCCGUCCGCGUCGCGGUGACCUCGCACGCCUACCACCAGCCCUCGCUCUCCCUCCUGGGUCCUCCGAUGAUGGAGGCCCGGGCGGACGCCGGGAUGUUCCCCGUGCGCCUCGCCUGUCCUCCGGCGCAGGCCCUGGCCAGGCUCGAGGGCCGGGACUUUGAGUUCGUGAUGCGCCAGAGGACGGUCACCAUAGGCCGGAACUCGUCUCACGGCUCCGUGGACAUCAACAUGGGCCACUCCAGCUUCAUCUCCAGGCGACACCUGCAGAUCACCUACGACGAGAACAACGGGUUCUCCCUCCGGUGCUUGGGCAAGAACGGCGUGUUCGUAGACGGGGUGUUCCAGCGGAGAGGCGCGCCGCCGCUGUCGCUGCCCAGAGAGUGUGUGUUUCGUUUUCCCAGUACAGUAAUCAAGAUCCAGUUUAUGUCACUGCUGCAGCCGGAGGAUCACAGAGAGAGGGAGCAGCCCUCUUUACCCCCUCGACCGCUUCUGCCCCACAUUUCCCCCCUCAAAAUCAGCAUUCCCACAAUGCAGCAGCAUGAAGAGCACAUCAGGGCAUUUGGCUCGCCGCUGCCCUCACCAACAGGCACCCUCAGUGUUCCCAACUCCUGUCCGGCUAGUCCACGAGGGGCAGGGUCGUCAGGGUAUCGCUAUGGACGCAACGUGACCUCUGACCUCCAGCUGGCAGCUGAAUAUGCUGCAAAGGCUGUUUCUGAGCAGAGACGAAGCAUUGCUGAGCAGAGAGGAGGGGGGAGUGAGCAGCGGGGGGAGUCGGCUGGAGGUGACAGCCCCAAGGAUGAGUCCAAGCCACCUUAUUCCUACGCACAGCUAAUCGUCCAGGCCAUCUCUUCUGCCCCGGACAAACAGCUGACUCUCAGUGGCAUCUACGCCCAUAUCACCAAACACUACCCCUACUAUCGCACUGCAGACAAAGGCUGGCAGAACUCAAUAAGACACAACCUGUCGCUCAACCGCUACUUUCUCAAAGUGGCCCGUUCUCAGGACGAGCCCGGCAAAGGGAGUUUUUGGCGCGUGGAUUCUGCUUCGGAGAGCAAGUUGGUGGAGCAGGCCUUCAGGAAAAGACGGCAAAGAGGGGUGGCUUGCUUUAGGACGCCAUUCGGACCUCUCUCUUCUCGGAGUGCCCCUGCAUCCCCAACCCACCAGGGACUUCUUUCUCCUCCAUCUAGCGGGCUUCAGACUCCUGAAUGUCUGAGCAGGGAGGGCUCUCCUAUCUCCCACGACCACCACGAACAGCUGGCUAACAAACUGGCAUCUGUACCUGAGUAUAGGUAUUCUCAGAGUGCCCCAGGAUCUCCAGUCAGUGCUCAGCAUGUCAUCAUGGCUGCACCCGCUCACCCAACAGUCCUGCCCUCGGGCCAGGGGAAAGCCCUUGCUUUCGUUCCAGGUGGUGGCGGCCAAGUCCAGCCCAUCCACAUGCUCCAGAACACCGGUCAGUCCACUAUCACCAUGGUGCGGGUGGUUACCAGCGCCCCUCCAACUUCCAACCCUCCUAAUGGGUACAGCGCCCCCUCUGUUGGAGGAGCAGAGGGCCACACUGAGCUCAGAGAAGCCCAGCUGACCAGAGAGCGAGUGAUCCAGACUGUGGACAGUGCAGUGCAGGGUGGCGACGGGCGAAACCUGGCCCUAGGUUUACAUCAACUUCCUGUUCGUCCUGUUACUCAGAAUGGCAAACACACCACUGCUACUGUUGCCACAGUAACCAGUCUCGCCAAUGCAUCUGGCCUGAGUAGUCCUCUCCAGAUCUUGGCUGCCCAGGCCUCCAGCUCCCCUCCAGUGCUGGUGAGCAGACAGCCCAGUGCAGAAACAUUAUCUGAGCAGCCAGGGGAGCCUCAGGCCAAGCGGCCGAAGAUGGAGGACGAAGCUGGGACCGAUUCUGCUCCGCAUCAAGUCACGCCUGCUCAGCAGCCUGUCAUCGUUGCCAUGACAUCACAAACCCACGACCCUAGGAAGUAAAACCCAGGGCCUCUGACCAGGUACCCAAUGGACAGCCUCCUUAUGGUCCCCCGACUGCUUUGCCUUUUAUACUCAUUUGAUAUGACUGCAGCCAUCACGGCCAAAAACAUGUACAGGCAGCCUCUCUUGACAGAAGGGAAUUAAAUUGUAAGGAACAUAUAUUUUGGUCAAAAAUAGAUUAAAAAAAAAACAAAAAACUUUCAAAUACAUUCUAAAUGUAAAAAGCAAGUAAAUCUUUCAGGACUUUUUUCAGCUUUACAGUCUUUUAUAACGUAAUCCAUCACUCACAGUAAGGAUAUAAAGCUUAUGAGAGCAUUAUGCAUAUUACAAUCAUUUCAGCACUACUUUUACUAUGUGAAUGUUGGAUAAUAUCUCAGAUACAACCUUUCCUCUAGUUGAUGGGUGAGAUGCAUCAGUUACUGUCUCUCUCAGGCCAAAGAACUCCUGCACUUCUAAUUUGUCAUUACCUGAUUUUAAAACCAGGGAAUGUGUGUUCAGAGAUUUGAAAAUGGCCGGCAUUUAUAGAAGAUACUGUGAUGAUCAGACUUGAUAUAUUGUGUAACUUCACACAAUAGUGGACAGAGAGGACUUGGCUGCGUAUACCCAGACCAUUGAUGGGGCUUUGGAGACUGUUAAGAAUAUGAUUGUACUCUUCAUAAGGUGAUUUUUUUUUUUUUUUACUGAAAAUCUCUCUUCAAAAAAAAAAAAAAAAAAAAAGAGUUAAUUAAUAUUAAGGCCCAGAAUGUGAGGUGUCUAUUCUUCUUGCCCUCUCUGUAAAGGACAAACAGAAAUAAAUGGGUAUUGUUUUUGAAGAAUAGAUCUGAGGAAAUCCAGGAACAACAAACAAGGACUUUGCGGUUUGUUUUAUCAGUGUGAAGCUCCUCAGAUUCAAGAUGAUCUGGGUGAUUGGAGAGCAGACAAGGGCAAAAAAGAAAAAAAGAGGCAACUAUUUGGAGUUGAUUGAAGUGGAGCUAACCUAAUGUAGACAAACUGAUUGUUUUUAAUUUUUUUUCUCGUUUCAGUAGUGGUAAAAGGAGAAACGGAACAGCCUGUGCGUACAGUUUUGUUUGUGUUAGCACAGAAAAGCAUUAUUGUAAUAAUCCUUAAAGCCUUAAAUAUUUCUAUUUUUUGUUAUUUUAUUUUAACUUUAACCUUUAGAAAGCUUUACCUUUUUUAGAUAGUUAACACAGCGCUUCUUUAACGGAACAUGAUCGGCAACACUACAGCGGUGACAGUUAUGUUGCAUCAGAAGACUUAAAUCAGUUUUAUCAGGGGAAGGGCGGGACCAACACAUGACCACAGAUUUCAACAGCUCUCUCCUUGUUUUCUUUCUUUCUGUAUGGUACUUCUGACCUAUUUUCUACUGGCUCUCCACUCUUUUGCUUUCAUUUUUCCCUUAAAUACAUUAACCUAUCUCCCAAUCUACCUCUCCUCAGUGAGCAGUUUCUAUCUUUACAGUCUCUACAGAGGCAUCAAGCUUUUAGCAAUUCCUGUCAAACACUGCCCUCAUUGGAUAUCCUUCAGCACUUUCUGUCUCCCCCCCUCCUCUCUAAUCUCUCAUUCUCACUCUGCCUUUAGCUUUUUCUGAAUGUCCUCGCACAGGCCUCAUUUUUAGCCGGCAAUCAGGCCCAAUUUUGCGAAAGAUUUCAGUGAUUGUUGUUGCACAUUAGAAAAAUAAAAACAAAAAAAGAUGCGUAAUGAUUGUAUGCUGCUCUAUCUGCUAAAUGACAAAGCUAUUUAGAAGGUAUUUUUUCUGCUUUUGGAGGAAAGAAAAAAUAUUUUGCUAUAUGUAAAAACAGCUGUCGUCAAUACGUAAACAUUCUGGAAAUAGAGAAGUAUAUGUAUUUUUAAAUGUUCCUGUUUUUGUGAUUUGUUAAAAUGUGUAGCACAAAUUAAAAUUCCUCAUU
Molecule: messenger RNA, 4046 nt
Organism: Anoplopoma fimbria (sablefish)
Lineage: Eukaryota; Metazoa; Chordata; Actinopteri; Perciformes; Anoplopomatidae
Gene: foxk1
Product: forkhead box K1
Exons: 9
Coding region: 100-2139 (679 amino acids)
Biological process (GO): regulation of transcription by RNA polymerase II
Molecular function (GO): protein binding; DNA-binding transcription factor activity, RNA polymerase II-specific; RNA polymerase II cis-regulatory region sequence-specific DNA binding
Source: RefSeq, a predicted model, not a curated record